Molecule: messenger RNA, 1029 nt
Organism: Striga hermonthica
Lineage: Eukaryota; Viridiplantae; Streptophyta; Magnoliopsida; Lamiales; Orobanchaceae
Source: the annotation of a GenBank genome assembly
AUGGAGAUUCUGAUGUCAAACUGGUCGAACGAUGUUCAAACUACGCCUGAAAAUUACAUAUUCCCGCCCGAUAAACGGCCCGGAAAACACGUUUUUCCGCUUCUGAACGACAUACCUAUAAUCGAUCUUGCAAUGGCGGAAGGGAACAACAGAGGAGACAUAAUUCGGCAUAUUUUUAGCGCAAUCCGAAAAUUCGGGUUCUUUCAGGUGAUCAACCAUCAAAUUCCUUUGAUCCUAAUGGCUGACACCAUGAAUGUCUUCAAGGAGCUAUUUGAGAUGCCAGCUGAAUACAAGAAGAAGUUUUACUCUGUGGACAUCAGUAAAAAAUGCAGAAUUUACUCGAGCACGAUGAACUACGACAACGAAGAAAUUCACUACUGGAGGGAUAAUUUCACCCACCAUUGUUACCCGCUCGAAGACCAAAUCCAUCUCUGGCCGGAAAAACCAACCAGAUAUAGAGAAGUAGUUGGUGCAUAUUCAACUGAAGCCAGGAAGUUUCUAUUAAAGAUUUUGGAUUUUAUUUCCGAAGGAUUGGGGCUAAAACGGGGAUAUUUCAAUGGCGAACUUAGCGGAAUCCAAUUAUUGUCCGUUAAUCAUCAUAUUCAGUGCCCCAAUCCGAGCUUGACACUUGGCAUGCCCGAGCACACGGACCCAAACCUCAUAACCAUGCUCCAUCAGUGUCAUGUUCCCGGCCUACAAGUUUUUCACAACGGUCAAUGGAUGAAUAUCGAGCCAUUAAUUAAUGGCUUAAUCGUCAUCCCGGGACUCCAACUUAAGGUGAUUAGUAACGGAAGAUUUUCCAGCCCAAUCCACCGUGUGAUAACGCAUCAAAAAGAGUCUCGCACGACGAUAGGGACGUUCCUAAUCCCAUCAAACCAUGUCCUUAUCCAGCCUGCCAAACAGAACCCUGCAGGGGACAAUGAUGACCCUGUCUACACAAGCUUUACCUACAAAGAAUUUUUCAACAAAUUCACUGGGAGUAAAUGUGAUGCUGAGUCCACACUGGAACUUUUCAAGAAGAAGACUUGA